Fimicolochytrium jonesii is the source of this 2516-nucleotide messenger RNA. RefSeq lists its product as uncharacterized. The record is from RefSeq and is a predicted model, not a curated record. Lineage: Eukaryota; Fungi; Chytridiomycota; Chytridiomycetes; Spizellomycetales; Powellomycetaceae. Bases 315 to 2378 code for a protein of 687 amino acids. The transcript has 2 exons.
CCUGGGAAAGUCACUGAAUCCAGCGACCAUCUCUUGCGCGAUUUUACCAAUUUCCCACGCUGGAUCCACAACGCCUUUCCACUGUGAGGGGCCUUAUCUCUCUGUCCUGUAUAUUGGCAGUGAGCGCUGCACUAUUUUUUGAUACACUUUGGCUGGUCGGUCUCGCUGGGCUUUGGAACAAAAAAGGGGAGCUUGGUCCCCUUCCUUCCUGCCUUGUCGAGAUCGGCGCCACAAACCACAUACACUGCGCUUCGUUGGUAGCCAGAGGGCUCAGCGUCGCGUUCGCUCUUAUACGAAGAGCCGUUUUGGUCGCUAUGGAAAAUAGCAAGAUGGCUCUUGCAGCGCCUGAGGUAGUCUCCCAUCCAAAAAAAUCCCAUCUUAAAACCUCUCUACAAAGUUCUGACACAAACCCUUCUUGCACCGAAUCUCCUGCGGCAUCGUCACAUUCUUGCGAUUCAUGCAACUCUUCCAGUUCGCCGCCGAAUAACACGGAUGAGACUACCGGAAGCGAUCACUAUGACGAGUCCGCAGAGUCCGGGACUGAUUCUGAGUCUUAUGCGAACGUGACGGCGGCCCAAACGGUUCAAUCGGUCGAUUGGGCGACAAAUGCCAGCCCAAGGCAGUUGAGGACGCCGUCUCCGGCCAUUUACUACCCGGAAGCGGUGUCCUGUAACUCAUCACUGCCCAUGAACGAUGGUGCGCCGCGGUCACAAGAACAGAAUGGGAAGCAGACCUCGCCAACUGCUACUUCCAUGCCCAGUCCGAACCGAAGUUCAACAUUUUAUACCUCUGAAGACGCAAACAUACCAUCGUCCCGGACCUUUUUGCCAUCGCCCGAUCGCACCGUACCGCCUUCGGUGGCAUCAAGUCCUCAGUACAUCGAAGACUUCAUAAUGGCCGAGUUCAAAACUCCGGAAAGUGACGCUGCGCCGCUAAAUGUGGAUCUCCUUGAUCUGGUGACCGUAUGUCAACCAACCGAAGUCAACCCAUACUCGGAAACAGCCGAGCGGCCAGAUCCCGACAACCAACUGAUCUCACAGUUCUCCAUGCUGGAUCCCCAGCAAACUACAGAAGCGCUCGACUAUCUGCAGUCGCUUUGGCUCGUUGAGACCUCCGAUAACGCCCAAUCAUUCGAGGUAGCAGGUUCUUCUGCAGGAAAUGGCUCGCGAGAUUCUCCUGAGGGACCGAGUUCAGUCGACCUAGACGGAGUUUUGGCGGAUCUGAACCCCUUUUUUGAAGAAGAUGCAAUGGCUACCGACCCCGACCCAAAUCAUUUAUCCAUGGCAGAUGGCUGGCCUUGUGGUCAAGAAAGUCCUAGCUCGGAGUCUCGAACACGAUCGACAUAUAUGCACUCCCCUUCAGGGUCUACCUCGACGUACCCAGAUUCGCCUGGGCAAACAGCGGCGUGCGCCUCAGCAUCGUCUCCGCUUGGACCGCCCACACCCACGCCACCGACGAGCAUGUCGAUUAUUUCUGACGAUGAGUUGUCGGCCCUUUUCUCAGACAACGAUCCUCUCUUUGAACCUUCCGUGUCGAUGCCGUCUCCUCCGUCGGCCGCGCCCCGCCCUCCGGUUGGACAAGCUUAUGAUGUAGCUGGAAGAGUCUCGGGUUCCGUCCGCCCAAGUCACCCGACUUCGGUGAUACCAUUGUCGUCGUCAAAUGGGCCGGCUUCCAAUCCGACUUUCAACCCGUCGCCCUCCGCAAGAAUCGGUAUUCCCAUGUCCGGUUCACUUGACGCGACCGCCUAUUUGAACCAAAGCACAACGGUUCCCUCAAGCCCGUCUGUCGCAUCUGCCGCAUCUGUGCGGCUUCAUCCGUAUGCCCAAACCUUUGGCCAAGAUCGCCGCGGAAGAGUCCGUAUCCACCCUGAAAUCACGAGAUUGUUUUACCACCGCUUAAGGACGGCCGUGGUCGACCCUGAUACUGGCCGAGUCUGUUGCCCGUACCCUACCUGCGACUCCACAUUCAAAAAUGUGCAUUGUUUGCGAAGCCACUACAAAGCUCAGCAUUUGGAGGUUCCCCCUGUGCUGGCCUGUACGAAAUGCCCUGCCACGUUCACACUGAUUGCGGGAUUGCAGCGUCACGUUGAGAAUGUACACCCCUCCCCUGACGUGGUCCAACUGGCGGCUCAAUGCAAGAUGUUAUUCAACAGACUGACGCAGCUGAACGCGAGCAAACGAACCAGGGAGCUUGUAAGUCACACGGGACGACCGGACAUGAGAUUGGCUACGCCUUCAAGUAGACCCCCUUUGGCAGCUCCACUUAUACCCGAUGCCCAAAUGCACAACACGGCUGUCGUGCCUCAGCGACACGAUAAUCCCCUGUCGAUUAGUUCGAACAGAACUACCAGACCGCUGAUACAGCUUGCCCCACGUUAGAGCAGAUCGCUUCUGUAUCCGAUGUAGUUGUCAUCCCUGUUCCCGGCGGAGGUGCUGUCUCACUGCUGUAUAUAUUUGGAUUUUUCUUGUAUAUAAAAGAUCUUCGAGCCUUGAACCUUAGGCCCGCUAACCAUGGAC